This is a messenger RNA of Pelecanus crispus (Dalmatian pelican), 1946 nucleotides long. The record is from RefSeq and is a predicted model, not a curated record. Lineage: Eukaryota; Metazoa; Chordata; Aves; Pelecaniformes; Pelecanidae.
GUCACUUCACCUGGGAGAAAUACCUGAAAGAGACAUGUGCCAUCCCAGCUCCUGCCCAUUGCUUCAAGCAGUCAUACACUCCACCUGCAAAUGAAUUCAAGAUCAGCAUGAAGCUAGAAGCCCAGGACCCCAGGAACACCACCUCCACUUGCAUUGCCACAGUGGUGGGUCUGACGGGCGCGCGCCUCCGCCUGCGCCUCGAUGGCAGCGAUAACAAGAAUGACUUCUGGCGGCUGGUGGACUCUGCUGAAAUCCAGCCCAUAGGAAACUGUGAGAAGAAUGGAGGGAUGCUGCAGCCUCCACUGGGCUUUCGGCUGAAUGCCUCCUCUUGGCCCAUGUUCCUUCUGAAGACUCUGAAUGGAGCAGAGAUGGCUCCUGUCCGGAUUUUUCACAAGGAACCACCAUCUCCAUCCCAAAACUUCUUCAAGACAGGUAUGAAGCUGGAGGCAGUGGACAGGAAGAACCCUCACUUCAUCUGCCCGGCCACCAUUGGGGAGGUGAGAGGUUCUGAGGUCCUCAUAACAUUUGAUGGCUGGAGAGGUGCCUUCGAUUACUGGUGCCGAUAUGAUUCCCGGGACAUCUUUCCCGUAGGCUGGUGCUCGCUGACUGGAGAUAAUCUGCAGCCCCCUGGAACAAAAGUUGUGAUUCCAAAGAGCCCUUUACCUGCCUCCGAAGUAAACUCGGAGAAACCUAGCAUGCACAGUAGCACAAAGACUGUUUUGGGGCAUCAACAAGGGCAAAGGCGUCGCAAAACAGGGAAGAAGCGUGGUCGAACGACCAAAGCGCUAAUCCAUCACCCCAUGCCUACACCCUCCAAGUCAGUGGAGCCUUUGAAAUUCCCCAGAAAGAGAGGCCCCAAGCCUGGCAGUAAGAGGAAACCUAGGACAUUGCUGAACCCAGCACCCACCUCUCCAACAACCAGUACCCCAGAACCAGACACAAGCACUGUGCCUCAGGACGCUGCUACAAUCCCCAGCUCUGCCAUGCAGGCUCCCACAGUUUGCAUUUACUUGAACAAGAACGGCAGCACUGGGCCCCACCUAGACAAGAAGAAAGUUCAGCAGCUGCCAGACCAUUUUGGACCAGCUCGAGCUUCUGUUGUCCUGCAGCAAGCAGUACAGGCCUGCAUUGAUUGCGCUUAUCAUCAGAAAACAGUCUUCUCCUUCUUAAAACAAGGCCACGGGGGAGAGGUCAUCUCAGCUGUAUUUGAUCGGGAACAGCACACUCUGAACCUGCCAGCAGUAAACAGUAUCACCUACGUCCUCCGCUUCCUGGAGAAGCUCUGCCACAAUCUUCGCAGUGACAACCUCUUUGGGAACCAGCCUUUCACUCAGAACAGCCACAUGCAGCGCUCACACGAGUACGACCACGACAGGUAUCUACCAGACAGAAGCAGUUCGUUAGACGGCACUCUGCAGGGACCAGGCCGGGGUACAAAGCGGUAUUCCCAAGAUUCCCCUCCAUACAGUGCUCCUCUCUCCCCCAAGUUACCAAAGAAUGACCGUCACCCUUUGGAAGGUGAAACCUUUGUUCUGGGAGAUGGCCUCCCAGGGCCCUUGGAGCCUCGCCUGGACCCCAUGGACUCUGCCUUGAACUCUGUCAAUUCAUCCAGCCACAGCAGGAGCUCCAGAGACUAUCGCCUGCAAGGAUACAGGCACCUGCACCAACCCUCUAGCCUCACCCAGGGCAGCACCUCUGCCUUGCGUAGGCUUAGCUCUGGGGGUUCAGAUAGAUACCUUGGAUCUCGAGACAUCUCGCGGCUGAGCAGCCGCGACCCCUCGUCCUGGACGGUGGAGGAGGUGAUGCAGUUCAUACGAGAAGCGGAUCCGCAGCUGGGACCCCACGCUGACCUCUUUCGAAAACAUUCCGUGUUUUACCUGGUGGUGCCCAUGAAGUCAGAAGAGCAGUCGGAGAAAAUACCCGUCUUCCCCAGGCAGGAGAGGCUG